Sphaerodactylus townsendi is the source of this 2178-nucleotide messenger RNA. It is a transcript of the gene CDC20, whose product is annotated as cell division cycle 20. Bases 145 to 1659 code for a protein of 504 amino acids. Gene Ontology annotation, cellular component: anaphase-promoting complex. NCBI's taxonomy places the organism in Eukaryota, Metazoa, Chordata, Lepidosauria, Squamata, Sphaerodactylidae. The transcript is spliced from 11 exons. The record is from RefSeq and is a predicted model, not a curated record. Gene Ontology annotation, molecular function: anaphase-promoting complex binding; ubiquitin ligase activator activity; protein binding. Gene Ontology annotation, biological process: positive regulation of anaphase-promoting complex-dependent catabolic process; positive regulation of ubiquitin protein ligase activity; anaphase-promoting complex-dependent catabolic process.
UCCCCUUUUUCCCUCUUCUCUUUUUUGUGCGUGGGGCGGGGAGGGCUUCUCUUUGCUGGUCGCCUCGUUUAGGAGUUUUGAAGCGCAUCCCAGAAUACGGAGGCUACUGAGUAGAUCGCCCGCCUUUAAAUACACUUCAUCCUGAUGGCCCAGUUCCUAUUUGACAGUGACUUGCAUGGCCUGUUGAAGCUGGAUGCCCCUAUACCCAAUGCACCUCCUGCACGAUGGCAACGCAAAGCCAAGGAAGCUGUCAAUGGCAGCACAGGCCCCUCUCCAGACACAACUCUUUCUCCCAUGAAGCCAGUUAACAGGUCUCACAGCACCAGCAAAACUCCCUCCAAGACACCAGGCAAGUCUGGCUCCAAAGCACAGAACACUCCAAACAAAACUGGAGGGGACAGGUACAUUCCCAAUCGCAGUGCCAUGCAAAUGGAUGUGGCCAACUUCCUCCUGACUAAAGAGGAGUCCUCUGAUGAAACACCUACAAAGAAGGAACAUCAGAAGGCCUGGGCAAUGAAUCUGAACGGCUUUGAUGUAGAAGAGGCAAAAAUCUUGCGUCUGAGUGGGAAGCCCCAAAAUGCCCCUGAAGGUUACCAGAACAAUCUCAAAGUGCUCUAUAGCCAGAAGAACACACCAGGUUCAACUCGGAAGACUGGUAGAUACAUAGCCUCCAUGUCAGAUCGGAUUCUAGAUGCCCCAGACAUCCGCAAUGAUUACUAUCUGAACCUUAUUGACUGGAGCGCCCUCAACUUUCUGGCUGUGGCUCUGGAUAAAACUGUGUAUCUGUGGAACUAUGAGUCCCGAGAAAUAAUUCAGCUCAUGCAGAUGGAACACCCAGAUGAUUACAUCUCCUCUGUGUCCUGGAUCAAAGAAGGAAAUUACCUUGCAAUUGGAACAAGUAAUGCAGAGGUCCAGCUGUGGGACAUCCAGCAAAAAAAGCGUCUACGAAAUAUGAUCAGCCACUCAUCCCGUGUGAGCUCCCUGAGUUGGAACAAUUACAUCCUUUCCAGUGGGUCACGGACUGGACACAUUCAUCACCAUGAUGUUCGUGUGGCAGAGCACCAUGUAGCAACACUGGCUGGCCACACACAAGAAGUGUGUGGACUUAAGUGGGCACCUGAUGGCCGUUACAUAGCUAGUGGGGGAAAUGACAACCUGGUAAACAUCUGGCCAAACACCCAAGGGGACAAUGGGAGACCUGGUCCUGUGCAGACAUUUACACAACAUCAGGGAGCUGUUAAGGCUGUGGCUUGGAGUCCAUGGCAGUCCAAUGUACUGGCAACAGGAGGUGGAACCAGUGACAGGCAUAUCAGGAUCUGGAAUGUAUGUUCAGGCGCCUGUCUAAACACUGUGGAUGCGCAGUCUCAGGUGUGUGCUAUACUUUGGUCUACAAAUUACAAAGAGCUUGUGUCUGGCCAUGGUUUUGCUCAGAACCAGCUUGUAUUAUGGAAAUACCCAACCAUGUCCAAAGUCACAGAGUUGAAAGGUCACACUGCUAGAGUGCUGAGCCUGACUAUGAGCCCAGAUGGGUCCACAGUAGCAUCAGCUGCAGCAGAUGAGACAUUGAGACUUUGGCGCUGCUUUGAGCUGGAUGCGUCACGGAAGAAGGAGAAAGAAAGCAACACCAAGAGCAGCAUCAUCCAUCAAGGCAUUCGUUGAGUCUCCUCUCACCCCUCUCCUACCAUAUUUGCCUUAUGUACAGGACUUUUUAAACAAUUUAAUAAAUUUCACUCUCCUUCUCCAGAAGUGAUGUUGGUGAAUAAGCAAUAAGGUAUUAUAAGACAAUAAGCAUUCCUGUGAGGUAUCAGCAGGGACUGGGUUUCUAUCCAACUGUCAUGAAACAUCAGUAAAUCAAAAAACUGAUAGAAACCUAAACAGAGAGUGCUGAGUAAUGUCUGAUGCUUAAGAUAAAUCGGAAGCAUUCUAUUUGUCUGCUGAGUUGCAUACUUGGCUGGUUAAACAAAAACUAGAUUUACUGUUGACUUGUUUUAACAUGUUGUAAUACUGCUUUGAGUUUUUUCUAGAUCCAUUAUCUUGUGUGUGUUAAAUGCCGUCAAAUUGCUUCCAAUUCACAGCAAUCCUAUGAAUCUGUUCUCCAAAAUGUCCUUUCGUUUACAGCCUUGCUCAGAUCCUGCAAAUUGAAAGCUGUGUCCUCUUUAUAAAAGUCAAUCAAUCUUA